AUGUCAUCAAAAUCGUGUAAUUCUUUUAUAACAAAUGAUUUAAUUCAAAAUAUUCAAAAUCGUUUUAAUAAAAAAACGAGUAGACCACCACCAUCUUCUUCUUCAACUGUUCGCACCUAUAGUCUACAUGAUAUAAAAUCAAGAAUUAAUUAUUUUGAGAAUAAAUUAACGGAUGAAUUACAUUCAUUGACAACAACAACAAAUUUAUCGAAUGCUGAUAAAGGUACUAAUCAACGUGUGACAAAUUUAAAUAUUGCUAGGUUUCUCAUUUUUAAAGAGAAUAGUGAAACAACAGCAACAAUCACUGUCAAAAAACGUCUAAAAUCUCUUGAAUGUAAACAAACACCGGAAACAUUGCAAAAUGUUCUCGUAAAUACAUUAGCAAACACAUGUUUAAAAGAGUCAUAUGGGAAUGCAUUAAGUCGAACAAUGAACUCUAUAGCAUCAUCACGAAACAAUCAUAGUUUAUCUACUAGUCGUUUAAACAAAAUGAUUAUGAAUCGUACGCGUACAUUAUCAUACGAUGGGGCUUAUAGUGGUGGUGGUGGUGGUGGUGGAAGAAAACAAUUGUCAAAUAGUUUGUCGGAAUUAAGUGCUUUAUCAAAAGAUGAUAUUGAACGAACAAGUGAUACAUUUGUAUCGAAUGUUGACUUGGAAAAUACUUAUUUCUAUCCAUAUACAGAAUAUGAUGAUGGAGCAACGUCUAAAUUAUACGAUGAUAGUCAACAGACAACAAAUGAUCUUUAUUCAGGAGCUGUAAGUUUAACAACGAUAACAUCGGAUCAUCCAUCUAAUUCAACAUUAGCCACAUCAAAUUCGGAAAAAUUCUGUAAACAACAUCAAUAUAAACAAUCUGAUGAAAAUACAUGCUUAGAAUAUUCAGAUGGCGAUUUUGAACAAGAACUUUUGUAUCAGUCAGAUAUGGACGAUAUCUCCGAAACAACCACAACAAUCUCGGCAGCAGCUGCCAACAACUCUACUGCAGUCAAACAACGAAAAAUACGAAAAAAUGGCGAAGUUCCAGCACAAGAGCAAGACAAUGAAGCGUAUGAUAUUAGUAUACAAUUCGAUAUAUUGGCAAAAGAAUAUGCCAAUAGCCAGUCAAAAGAGGAUGUGCAGCACAAUCCGUUAGCGUUGGCUAUUUAUCUUAGCACACCAAGUGAAACAACAACAACAAUUUCAGCAUCAGAAAACGAUUAUCAAACGACAUUGAACACGAAAUGUACUAUUGAUGAUAAUGGGCUAUUUAUAAACAAAAUAACAGAUUCGUCACCAUCUGUUAAAAUUUGUCUAAAUCUCUCACAAGUCAACGCAAUUUCUCAUGGAAAAGUCAGUAUGUGCGAAUCUGAGAAUACUGAUGAUCUAAAAACUUCUGCUGAUCGAGAAUUAAAGACUAUUGGUUCUGUUGAUCGAGAAUUAAAAACUGUUGAUUCUGUUGAUUGUGACGAUAAACAAAGUGAUUUUUCUGGUCUUGUUCAUGCUACUAUAUUAGAAAUAAUGCCUGAAAAUAAUUUAUCUGAUUAUGAUAACAUGAAUACAAACGAUGAAAUCUCCUUAUCUUCGUCAUCACCAAUUACGAAGAUUAUUAAACAACAAAGUAAGAGCAACAACAACGAAAAUAGUACUGUAAGAUCAAAUGUAGACACGAUGUCUAUAACAUUAAAUAAUCAUCAUAGGAAGAUCAAUAACAUUUUAUCAAAUCAUAGUAUGAAUAUUCAACAUUUAUCAACGGAGGAUUUACAACUUCGCAUAAUUGAUCAUGCUAAACAUUUUAAUGAGAACAAUGAUUUUAUUUCAAGGAUUGAUCAUACAACAGAUGAACAAGAUAAUAGUUCAGAAGAAACAAACGAAAUGAGGUAUUGUUCUGACGCUAAAAUCAAUAAUAGUAGUAGUGGUAUCAAUUUUGAAAGUGAGACAACUGAUAAUAGUAGUACAAAAUUACGACAACAAGCACUUUGUGUAACACGUGUACGUUGUAAACGUCGAAAAACAUGGCUACGUGAUAAUUCACCAUUAACAAAAACAAAUUUCAUCGAUUAUUGUCCAUAUAAUCCAAAUUACAUACCAUUUGAAAAAGAAGAUUUUGAAUUAUCUCAUGAACAACAACAACAACAGCAACAAUCACAAAAUAAAAAAAUAAAAACAACAUCAUCUAUUUUUAAUUCACAACAAUUAUCAUUGGAAAAUAAUACUACUACAAAUAAUUUUCUACCAUUAUCAUCGAUUGAUGCUAAUAAUAGUGAAUUAAUAUCAGACAAGAGUAAUAAGACAUCACCAGUAAUCGAUGAAAUUACUAAUUUAUUAUCAAAAUUUUCUAGCAAAUCUCAUAAAAUAGCCAAUGAAACAGUUUGUUCAAAACGACAGUAUGUACCUGUUAAUGAUCAACAACUACUAUCAUCAUCAACAAAAAUGAUACAACGUCAAAAUAGAGCAAGCCAUGAACAUGACUAUGGUAAUGAAAAUUCUAUUACCAAUCAUCUUAAUGAAGAUAUGCAACAUUCUUCAACAUCGACAGACAAUAAUCACAUUUCACCAUUAUAUAAAGAUUCAUCAUUACCCGUAAAUAAAGAUAUUGAUUUUCAAUCAUCAACAUCACUUUUGAAUGAUUAUUAUCUUCUUCGUCACCAUCUUCAACAACAACGACAACAACAGCGAGUAAAUCGAUCAAAAUCAAAUAGUCCACCAAAUGAUGACAUACUAACAACAACAACAACAACAACAACAAAUAAACAUAAUACACAUUAUUCAUUAAAUGAUAGUCUUGAUUCAAAUAUUGAAAUAAUGGAAUUAAGUGAACAAGAAUGUAUAUUUGAAAUUGUUGAUGGUGUUUUGACAAUUGUGCCAAAAGAAAAAACCAAAAAUGGAACGGAUAUGAAUCAUUUUAAUGGAAAACAUGAUAUAAAUAUGGAACAUCAAAUGAGAAUACAAGAGAAAAAUGAUGAUGAUGAUUUUAAACGAAUAAUGGACCGUUCGGAAUCUGUUGCAUCAUCAAUUUCUACACCAUCCAUAUCCGAACAUGAACAAUCACCACCACCAUCAUAUGCCAUCGAAAAUAUUGAAAAUUCAGUUGACAAGAAUAAUCCAGAACCGUUUAUAUUAUCUCGUAACUUAAUGGAUACAGACACAUUUUCGACGCCACCAGCUACUCACAAAGUGACUGAAUUUAACAAUAAAACUAUUAAAUCAGAAUCUCAUGGUGAUAAUAACUUGUUAAAUUUCGACGAUUCGUUAUCAUCCUGCGCAUCAUCACGAUCAAACUCAUUGUCUGAAGAAGAUGAUCUUUUAUCGUCGGUAAACAGUUUAAAAAAUGAUCAACAACCAUCAUCUACAACCGAAAAACAGACAAACAAAAUGAAAACAUCAGUUGAUAAUCAUACAUCGUCUCCGCCAACAUCACUUCUGAUCGAUUUAGAUGACGAUCAAGACGAUAUAGACACGAUAAAAAAAGGAGAUUCAUUUGUGCUUAAUGAAAAUACAAAUGGUUCAAAUAUCUUUAGUUUAGAGCAUACAAAACAGGAUAUCAACCCUAUAAAAACAACCGAAUCUACAACGAAAAAAACUUCUCCAGAUAGUUCUAUUUCUUCAUCGUCAUCGUUAUCAUCACCUUUGACAGCAGCCACUAAACCACAACAACCACUUUCAUCUUCUGCUAAAAAUACCGUUGUUGAACAUCAAACACGAAAUAAUAAAAAUAAUUUAUUGAGUGAAUUAUUACAAAAACGUCCUGAAGUACAACCAGUCGAAGUUUCAAUCAAAACAGAUGAACUAAUUUCUCCUCUAUCUUCAUCCGGUGAUAAUCAUCAUCAACAGCAACAACAACAGCAACAACAACAAAUAACAGAAAAUACCGUUGAAGAAAAACAAUAUCCAUUACCAAAAACUGAACCACCACCACCAGCAAAAGCGCUCAGCAAAACUCGUAUCAAUGAAUUUGCUAAUUUAUUAUCAGCAUCUGUCCAUUUAGCGAAACCUCCCGAACCACAGGUACCUGUCAAAAAACAACAAACACCGAUUAUUAGACCAAGUUCAGCUAAAAAUACUACAUCAGCAAUACAUUCACCACCAUCUCCAACCCGUUCAGAAGAUCAAAGUUUUACAUCUGUACCAUCGCUAAGUAGUGAUCGUGAGGAACGUGAUUCAUAUCAUACAGUAAAAUCAAAUAAUUCGGAUAAUACAACAAUAGAAUCCAAACCAAUUGAUGCACGUUACAGUGAAAAAAUAGAUGAUCGAACAUCCAUAACAAUAAAAACAGCAAAUAUCAAAGCGUUAUUUGAACAAAAACUAUCGCUAAAUGAUGGCACAAAAUCACUGUCAGCAUCCAAUGAACAAUUACUAAAUAAUUCAUCCGAUAGUAGUAAUAAUUUAACACCAAGACAACAUAAACGAGUACCAAUAUCAUAUGGUAGUUUAAAAAAAUCCAUGCAAACACACAGAUUAACAAGUAUAAUAAGUAGAGAUCAACAAAACAUAUUACCUACCCAUCCACCACAGUUAAGAAGAUCAUCACAAAACGAUUUGACACACGCAAUGAAUAACUAUGGAAAAUAUGCGAAUCGUACACCGAAAGAUGUUGUCAUUGAAGAUAUACCACCUGAACGUUCAACAGACUUGAAUACAAGCGGUAACAUGAACGAUACAUUUCGUUCCAAUGAUUCAACUUCAUCCUCUUCAACAGGCAGUCAAGCAUUUGAAAAAUUUAAUAUUAAACCUCAAACACAUUCUCCAUCAGAAUCUUUAAUAGCCAAAGAAAUACGAGAAUUAAACGAAAAAGAAGAAGAACUUAAACGACAACAUAAAAAAUGUGGUUUAAACUAUGAUCAACAAGAAAAUGAAUCGACGAUACAAAUUGUAGUUGAUCGCCCGCCGACUGAUCCGGUGCUCAAACGAGAAGCUCGUGGUAGUACAUCAUUUUUAUCCAAUUUAGACUUUUUUACUUCAAAAGUAGCAUCUUCGACUACAUCCUCACCAUCAUCACAUCGAAAUUCAAUUUCAAACGGCUCUGGUAAUGAACGCCGAUCAUCAGCCACUACAACAGCAACAUCGGCAACAAUGCCAGUGGACACAACUCUUAUUUACGAUUCAUCGGCAUCCUCUACACCAUCGAGAUCAUCUCAUCAAACGGAUAUAACUAACCGUUUACGUGAUUCAUCUCGUGAUCGUGAAGAUGAAUUAAAACAUAUCAGUCCCGUUGUCACCAAAGAACUGAACCGUUUCAAUGAAAACGGUAUAGGAUUAGUUCGUACAUCAUCGACAAAUCAAAUUUUACAUCGUUCAUCAUCAAAUAAUACACUACCUAUAAUAGCGAAUGUUGUUCAACGUGAAAUUGAAUUAAAUCGUCUGAAAGAAGCUGAAUUAAGAGAAUUAGGACGUAUUAUUCAUACAUCAGAUGAACAUUCGGAUCCAAGAAAGUAUACGGAACAAAUAACACAACAAAAUGGUAAUAUACCGAAAAGCCAUUCAGUUAAUACAUUAGUUAAGAUCCGACGAGAUAGUGGAUUUAAUAAUCGUUCAAAUAACGAUACAGAUUUUCAUAAUCAAACACGAACAAGUCCGAUUAUAGCAAAUACAACUAAUAAUGGUAUUUUAAAACAGAAAAAUGCUAUUGCAAUAAAUUCAAAUGAUAAAAAUAUCGUAACUCAACGUAAAAUCAAUCUAAAAAAUGAGAAUACCACAAAAUCUUCUAUUGAACGUCUUGAACAAGAAAAACGUGAAUUUCGAGAACGAGAGCAGGAAUUAAGAAAACAACGAAAUUCCACACUGAAUGGUGAUUCUGGUAAUGUUUCACAAGAAGAACAAGAAGAUGAAGUAAAAGAAGGUUAUUUCGAGAAAAUUGAACGUUUAAAAAGAUCAGAACAUGAACGAACUCAUGCACCACUUGUACGUGGUCCAAAAAAACAAACAAAUCUAGCUUCUCAAUGGGAACAAAAGGUAGCCAAUGGACGAAAAGAUGAUAGUGAUGAUAAUUAG
Molecule: messenger RNA, 5967 nt
Organism: Didymodactylos carnosus
Lineage: Eukaryota; Metazoa; Rotifera; Eurotatoria; Philodinida; Philodinidae
Source: the annotation of a GenBank genome assembly